AUGGUCAGCCACUGUCAGACCCAGUCUUUCACAGACUUCACCGGCUUGUCGCUCGCCGUGUACGGCAGCAAGGCGGACAUCUGUACGCGGCGAGCCGGUAGCGCCGGUUUUGGAUCUCAGAUUUGCCGGAGCUCCCAUGACACCCCGACUCACAUGAGCUGCAGCAGCCCGAAAAGGCUAAUCGUGUCCGAGGAAAGGGCGCAUCUGUCAGGCAAAGCUCCGCGCUCGUGCCUCCCUCUCCCACCGGUGCAAGUGAAUGGUGCGUACUGCUCAGAAAAAGAUGUAGACGCUGAGCUGAGUGAUGCUGAGGGUUCCCUGAUGCGAUGUGGGCAGAGCCUGCCGCUGCUGGUGGGGGGUCAUGUAGGGGGGGUUUAUACCCAGAGCCUCCACUGUGACAGACCUACACCCGACCUUCUUCUGCAGGACGGCCCUCACCAAGACACCAGAUCCUCCUCUGCCUUCCAAAGGACCCUGUCUGGGGCCUCACCCGGCCUGGGCUGUGGCAGUGCCAACGGGGCUCACUCCACUCUCCCUUACUCAAUCAAACAGGAGAGCUCAAUGGGCUUCAAGAUCUCCAACACAGGGUCCAGGGUCCAUCGUACGUCUCAGGGCGGGUUUCAGAACUGUAGGGCAGGCCAAGUUUUGGGGGUGACAAGGGACGAGAUUGGAGCACCGCAUGUUAGCAACAACGGUGCUGGCGUAUGCACGGUGAGCGGUGUAGGUAGUGCUGUGUCAGGGGAUGCAGUGCAACCGUUUAAUAAUGAAGAUGGCUCCUCCCCACUUACUUUGUCCCCAACUGGCUCCCGUCAUUCAGCGCGGCUGCUCAGUGCUAGCAGUCUGAAGAGACGCUGCCCGUCCCUGGACUCACAGUCCACCGCCGCUGCUGGCAGCGUUGCUGCCACGAGUUCCCCGUCAGCUACUGUCGCUGCGUCUGAGGAGAUCAAUAUCACCGCUAUCAUCUGCUCCUCCUCCCAGAUGUCGAUGGUUGCCUGCGUCAACGGGUUCCGCACUAACCUCUCGCCCAGCCACGCCAGCAGUGCCGGCUUCUCCUCCUCUUCCUCCUCCUCUUCUACAUCCCCACCCUCUAACUCCUGCUCAGGGGAAGCCACACAGGGGCCCCCACCUCACGGCAGCCCCCAGCAGGCCACGCUACAGGAGAGCUGUCAACUGUCCUCACCUGCUACCUGCCUGCUGUCCCUUUCCUCCUCCUCCUCGUCCUCUUCAGUGUCAUCAGUGGAGCCAGAGGGCCAGGGGCAGAGCCAGGGUCUGUGCGAGGAGCAGGGCUCCAUGCUGCAGGGGCGUGGAGCUGGAGGAACAGCUGGGGGAGGUGUGGGAGGAGGAGGAGGCUCAGACGGGCUGGGGUUACUGAUGAGUGGGGGCCUGAUGUCUGGGAUCCUGCAUUCGGGGCCUGAAGCUGGGGCUCUCCUCGAUGGGGCCCAAAGAUCAGGGGCUACCCUCAAACAGGAGCCCCUGGAUGAUUUUUCUCCAAGUGAAGAUGAACUCUUUCAGCACCACUAUCAUCACCAUCAUUUGAGUGGUCGUAGUGGUCAUCUUCGUCACCCUCACCACCCAUCUCGCCCCGCUAUGCCUCCACCCUACCACCUGCACCAUUACGUGGGGCCCAGUCCGGGGGGCCUGCUGCACCACCAGAGCCAGCAAACGGCACCAACCUCUUCCCUGGGACUCAAACCGACUUCCGGAGGCCCUCCUGGGUCUCACAAAGCCACAGAGCAGGAAGAAGUUGGAGGAGGAGCACUGGCCGAUAAGCAGGUGUGUCGCUGGAUUGACUGCAGUGCUGCGUAUGAGCAGCAGGAGGAGCUUGUGAGGCACAUUGAAAAGGUCCACAUCGAUCAGCGCAAAGGUGAGGACUUCACCUGUUUCUGGGCUGGCUGCAUUCGCCGCUACAAGCCCUUCAACGCCCGCUACAAGCUGCUCAUUCACAUGAGAGUCCACUCCGGAGAGAAACCUAACAAGUGUAUGUUCGAGGGCUGUAACAAAGCGUUUUCACGUCUGGAGAACCUGAAGAUCCACCUGAGGAGCCACACAGGAGAGAAGCCGUACCUGUGCCAGCACCCCGGCUGCCAGAAAGCUUUCAGCAACUCCAGUGACCGCGCCAAGCAUCAGCGCACUCACCUGGACACGAAACCAUACGCAUGUCAAAUCCCCGGGUGUACCAAGCGCUACACAGAUCCCAGCUCCCUACGUAAACAUGUCAAGAUCCACUCAGCCAAAGAGCAACAGGUGCGUAGAAAGCUUCGGCCCUGUCCUCACCUGGAGCAGGACGUACUGAGUGACUGUCUGUCUAUGCAGCACCUCCAGAGCUCCACCUCCUCGCAGCACCUCUACAACAGCAAAGACGGUCGUUCUCCUGGACUGGGCCAAGACAUCUUCACAGGCCUGUAUACUGGCUCCAGCACCCCCCAUCACAGCGCCUCAGUGGAGCUCCUCUCCCCUGCACCUAAUCCCUCCUCCGCCACCGACCUGCCCUCCCGACAACACCGCCUGGACCAAAGCCUCGGCAGCCCUCACCACCUGUCCCCGCUGGCUGCCAUGGAAGGCACAAGAGAUGGGGUGUCAGGUCCCCUCCUGUCCCCUGGGAUGAAGGGAACGGGGACGCCUCCUCCUCCUCUGGAGAAACAGCAUGGCCACCCUCACCACAAGCCCUACUCUCACUAUCACCACCAUCAGUCUGCCAACGACGAAUACCAAGGCAGCUUUCAGAGCUGCUUCCAUUUCGGAGACUCCUACAGGAUGGAGCAGACGGUCGGUGGCGUCCACGUCCCUGGAGAUUCUCACGCCUACACUUCACAUCAACACAAUGGCUUCCACAUGUCGACUAGCAACACUGGCACUGCAGGCUUCAGCUUGACCCAGGACCUGCAAGGCAGCACCGGGUGCCAGUUCUCUUCCAGCCCAGAGGAGAGCAUUUUCUUCCAGGUGGGGAGCUUUGACCGCAGCCUGAGCCACAUGUCCUCCGUCUACACAGAGACAUAGAGCAACACUGGAGCAGGGCACGCUUCACCACACCUACUCUACUACUCUGCAGUCCAACUCAUUCCACAGCCUCCUCAUCACACUUGGA
This is a messenger RNA of Chelmon rostratus (copperband butterflyfish), 3082 nucleotides long. It is a transcript of the gene glis1b, whose product is annotated as zinc finger protein GLIS1. The transcript is spliced from 10 exons. Bases 1 to 2994 code for a protein of 997 amino acids. Gene Ontology annotation, molecular function: DNA-binding transcription factor activity, RNA polymerase II-specific; RNA polymerase II cis-regulatory region sequence-specific DNA binding. NCBI's taxonomy places the organism in Eukaryota, Metazoa, Chordata, Actinopteri, Chaetodontiformes, Chaetodontidae. Gene Ontology annotation, biological process: regulation of transcription by RNA polymerase II. Gene Ontology annotation, cellular component: nucleus. The record is from RefSeq and is a predicted model, not a curated record.